Molecule: messenger RNA, 1092 nt
Organism: Macroventuria anomochaeta
Lineage: Eukaryota; Fungi; Ascomycota; Dothideomycetes; Pleosporales; Didymellaceae
Exons: 8
Coding region: 1-1092 (363 amino acids)
Biological process (GO): carbohydrate transport; transmembrane transport
Cellular component (GO): membrane
Molecular function (GO): carbohydrate:proton symporter activity
Source: RefSeq, a predicted model, not a curated record
AUGAGUUCAUGCUCUUUCGGAGAUGGGACUUCACUGAUUCCAACUGUAGAAGGUGUCAUGAGUGAUAUCAUCAUCGAAACCGAGUUUCUACAACAGUUUCAAUCGAUGGAUACGAAGAAAAAGUCCGGUACUAUUCAGGUUCUCGUAAUUGCUAUCUACGAGAUCGGCUGUCUUAUCGGUGCUGCCGGUAUCAUCGCUUUCGGCGACAAACUAGGUCGACAACGCGCUGUCAUCGUUGGAGCAUGCAUCAUGCUUGUCGACACUGCCAUCAAGACACCUUUUGGCCUUGCACAGCUAAUCAUCCGUGGCUUCCUUGUGCUCUUCGAGGGCGCACCCAUCACUGCUGGUAUCAUAUUCACCUACUGGUUGAACCAAAGAGUCUGGAAAUGGACUAGAUCACGGCUGAGAAUAGAUGUGAAAGAAAGAAGAAGCUCAUUCGCAUGCCUUGCCCUCUUCGUCGUUGAUCGAUUCGGUUGCCGCAACUUGACGAUGUUCGGCUCAGGAGGUCUUCUAUUGUCCCUGCUUAUUAUCGGCGACUCUCUUUCGCAAGCCACCGAGACCAAUCGCAAGCCUGCCAUUGCCGCAACAGCCUUUCUCAUCGUGUACGACACUGCCUUUGCGAUCGGGUGGCUAGGUGUCACUUGGCUGUACCAGGCUGAGAUCACAUCUAUUCGGAUCAGGACGGAGACGAAUGGCUUCAGUACUUGCUUAAACUGGCUGUCUAACUACGCUGUCGUGCAGCUGGCACCCAUCAUGAUCAACAGAAUAGCUUGGAAGACAUACUUCGCCUUCUUCUGCUUCAACCUUUGCUUCAUUCCCAUCCUUGCGCGCAUCACAGGAUGGUGGCUGGUGAUGCAAGUUCGGAAAGGGCACAGCAACAUCUUCAUGCCCGACCUCCACAAAAUAUACGGCUGCAUCGCCAGGAUAGCCCCAGAUCAGGUCCUUGUCUGCUCUGAAGAUAUAAUUCGAACCGCAUACGGUGCCGGAACCGACUCCAUGAAAGGUGACUGGUAUCAGACGUGUGCAGCACCAGAUAAGGCAGCUAGGGUUCGAGAAGGCGAGCAUCUUGACCUGCUUACCGAGACGAGUUAA